AUGCCAGCCCUUGUUGUGGAUGAGCCGACAUCAAUAACUACAAAAUUCUCUUCUUUUAAUGCAAGUGCCAUCUUCAAUGCACGCGUCCUCUCGCUCCGUCGCAAACUGAUAAACCCCUCGGGUCCUCGGGUGUUGAGUUAUGAAGUCUCAAUCGCGCCAGCAAAAAAGUCUUCUCGAAAGUCUACCUUAAUUCCUCUGUACGUUAGUCCUGUUGAACUUUAUCCUCUGAAGACAUCUCCAUCCAAUGACACUGCUAGUAACAAGGCAGAUUACUGUCUGGCAAUUGUCGUUCAUUCAGAUUCCCACAACCCAUCCAAAGACAAUGAGGCCUGCCUACUUCUUGUGAGAAAUUCCCCCGAGCAAGGAUUCCCGACUGUAGUCAAUGUUCUUCCUAUCGCUUCUGACUUCAAGCACGAAAUAUCCCAGGCAAAGACAAAUCCUUUUAGAGAAGGGACAGGUAGAGGGUUCGAUGAUAAUAAAGAUGAUGAUCUCAUCACAGAGAAAACUUCAGAUCUUUGCAUUGAGUUUUCAGGGCAAGGGCAGACUAUUUCUGUGAUAUUCAAAGAUAAAGAUGAUACGAAAAAUAUCUUGGCCGACAUUAAGAAUCGAAAAAAUAUUGCAGGCAAGACCAGUAGUUUGAGUCAUGGAUAUUCUCCGGAGAAGAACAGCCAUGCUUGGCUAGAUGCCUAUACAAAGUUUGCUUCCCCAAGAACAAUGCGUAAACCACCUAUGCGAUCAAAUACCUUGCCACUGAAGGGAGAAAGCUCAAUUCCAUAUGUGCUUCCUGUUCAACGUCAAGAUACAGUUGCACUUUUAAAUUUGAGAAGAACGGCGUCAACAAUGGUCAAAAAAGUGCGAAACAUCAGCACAUCAAAGGCAAAAGAACAUUGGAUUUUCGCACGACUUAUGGACCAAGAAGAUGAGUUUGUAAAAUGGAAAAAAGCAAAUGUAUUUGUGGGAACAUGGAAUGUCCAUGGCUCUAAUCCACCAGAAUCUUUAUCCACAUGGAUUCUGGGUACUUUAACAACAGAUGCCGGAGAUCAUUUUGAGCCUGAUUUAUAUGUGAUUGGUCUUCAGGAAAUGGAGACUAACACUGAAGCAUAUAUCCGCUAUGAUCCUACCAAGGAAACAGCUUGGGUUAAUGCUGUCUUUGCUGCUUUUGGAGAAAAGAAAAGCAGCUAUUAUAAGGUGGCCUCCCAACAAUUGGUUACAAUGCUACUAAUCGUAAUUGCCAAAAAAGAACAUUCCCAAGAUAUCUGUGAAGUAGAAACUAACUAUACAGGCGUUGGGCUUAUGAACAUGAUGGGAAACAAAGGAGGUGUGGCUGUACGUCUUAGAUACCAUGACAGUUAUUUUUGCUUCAUCACCAGUCAUUUGGCUGCCUUUGUUGAUAAGGUCGAAAAAAGAAAUCAGGACUUUACGAGCAUUGCAAAGCGCCUUGUGUUCCGCAAUUAUCCAGACGAUAUACUCGCCUAUUUAAAUUUCUCUUGGAACAGUGGUGGUGAUGAAGGUGUGUCAUUUUUAGAGUCCAAUGGAGUCUCUCGUAAAUGGACCAAGGAUGCUUCAAUUUUCCACGCAGAUCAUUUGAUAUGGUUGGGUGAUCUCAAUUAUCGAGUAAAUUUGAGUGAGGCUGAAAUCAAGAUGAGACUGCAGCAAGGCGAGCUAGACUAUUUAUUGGAAUAUGAUCAGGCAAGAACCCAAGAGAUUUCUUUAUCUAUUGAGAGACAAGCCGGUAGAACAUUCUCCAUGUUCGACGAAGGACGAAUUGAAUUUACCCCCACUUAUAAAUUUGAUGCUGGUACAAAUCAGUAUGAUACCAGCGAGAAACGACGAGCUCCUUCUUGGACAGAUCGUAUUUUAUGGAAAAAGAGCGAAAAUGAAGAUAAACCUAGUAAAAAGCGACAAAACUUAUUGUCAUACGACAGCUGUAUGAAGAUGAUGACCAGUGAUCACAAACCAGUGCGCGCCUUAUUUGAGACAAAUGUCCGGAAGAUCAAUCAUCAAAAGCUGGCAUUGACUAAAGAUAAGCUUAUCAAACGUUUGGUCGCUACAAAGGACCAGACUCCCAAGGCAACACUUGUAAAUUCUUUUGUCAAGUUUGGAGAUGUCCAAUUCAUGGAGUUCAAAGAAAGAUCGAUUGUGCUGGAAAAUACUGGUCUGGUACUGGUCACUUUCCGGUUUAAGUCGAAGUUGAGCGACAUUGAUGAAUACGAUAACUCUGAAUUCGAUCAGAACAAGAAUGCGGACCAGACUUCAGAAGAGAUCAUUCCGUCUUGGCUGACAGUCCAUCCUACAUCAGGUGUAUUAGGCCCUGGUGAGAAGGUGGUUAUACAAUUCGAAUUAAUGAUCGAUCCUUCAAUCUCUGCGCCGUUUAACAAAAGAGAAAAAGAUAUUGACGAAGUUCUUGUUCUCAGAAUAAAGGGAGGGGGUGAUUACUUUGUCAUCGUUGAAGGAAAGUAUCAGCCUACCUGCUUUGGAGUACCGUUGGAGGAUUUGGCCUCUAUGCCGGUUCCUGUAAACCCAAUAAGAUAUAUCCCUUUGCAAGAUUCCAAGAAUCAUACCCCAGUUGAGCCUAGCGUUGGUGAUCGGCAAGCCCAACAAGUCAACCUACCCAAAGAACUGUGGAAGGUUUUGAAUUUCUUAUGGAACAAGAACAUGCUUUCAAUUGAAUCUUUGUUUUUGGAACAUGGAGACCGUGUAAUCUGCCACUACAUUCGUCAAUGUAUGGAUACAGAUUCUCCUUUUGACAGUGACAUAUUGCUGGGCAAGGAUAUUAAAGACGAAAAACCCGUAUCUGCUGUACCUGUCUCCAAUCAAGCAGAAGUCGCUAGCAAUGACUUCACAGACAAAGAUAUCUCUAAUAUCGAAAAGGCUCCUUCUUCUAAUGCAAACCCCGCAAUUGAGACCUCUACCAGUAAAGAGGUGGAGGUUUCUAAAGAAACUCCUGCUUGCAGUGAACUUACUCUUGUCGCUGCAACUCCAGCCAAUGGUAUAACCCAAGAUUCCAAAUCAACUUCUGUAACCAGCGAAGCCCCUGUUGAUAUCAAUAACGAUGCUUGUAAAGAAGUAGUUGCUCCCAAAGUCACUGUCCUCGGCGAUGAUACUGAAGUCUCUUCAAUCGGCGAAUCAUCAACCAUCAAUGAGACCUCUAUCGAUCAAACCUAUACUGAGGCCUCAUCUAUUAGCGAAGACUCUUCCGAAAAUGAAGAGUCAUUGGAGAAGGAGGCCCUAGGAGCUAAUUCGAUGGUCGAUGUCCUAGUAGCCUUUCUCGAGUGUCUACCUGAGCCUGUUAUACCAACCAACAUGUACAAACUUGCACUGGAAGCUGCCGACUCCCCUGAAGCAAUGGCUAUACUUAUAGCAACUAUACCAAGAAUACAUCUAAACGUCCUACAUUAUAUCAAUGACUUCCUUCGAGAUGCUAUGAAGUAUGCACCCGAAUCAUGCAAAGAGUAUAGACGUCAGCGUAUAGUGGAACUUUUUAGUGGUAUGAUUCGCCCUCCUGUUGACUUUAAGGAACGAAAUCCAGCAUUGGCAAGGGAGAAGAGAGAGAAGUUUGUGGGUCAAUUGCUGAGAACCUGA
Molecule: messenger RNA, 3582 nt
Organism: Phycomyces blakesleeanus NRRL 1555(-)
Lineage: Eukaryota; Fungi; Mucoromycota; Mucoromycetes; Mucorales; Phycomycetaceae
Exons: 18
Coding region: 1-3582 (1193 amino acids)
Biological process (GO): signal transduction; phosphatidylinositol dephosphorylation
Molecular function (GO): phosphatidylinositol-4,5-bisphosphate 5-phosphatase activity
Source: RefSeq, a predicted model, not a curated record